Fusarium verticillioides 7600 is the source of this 357-nucleotide messenger RNA. RefSeq lists its product as hypothetical. The transcript has a single exon. Bases 1 to 357 code for a protein of 118 amino acids. NCBI's taxonomy places the organism in Eukaryota, Fungi, Ascomycota, Sordariomycetes, Hypocreales, Nectriaceae. The record is from RefSeq and is a predicted model, not a curated record.
AUGGACCUCUUCGACUGGGCCGUUGGAAAGGACUGGUUGACCAUCGGCAGCGUAGGCAAAGCGCGCAAGUUGAGCUGGAAGCGCUACGACGAUACAUACGACACGGAUGUUGAGACGUUCCGCGCCUUCGAGAACGCGGGUGUUUUGCCAUAUGCCGAUGUCUUGCGAGCUGAGAACAAGAGUCAGUCUACGCAGGCCAGUCUUGCUCCUCAUCCUUAUGAUGCUGUUACUCUGAUGAAGGGAAAGGUUAAGAAGGAGCAGAAUGGUGUGGCUACCAAUGGCGUCAACCACGAAGGGUUGAAAAAUGGCCUCCAUAACGUGCAUGUUGACAAUGGGGAUCUGGCUGUGAAGGUCUGA